CAAGUAUUUACAAUCCCUAAACCGGCUUGUACUUAAACAUCUGAAAUUCGGUAAAUUUUGUUCGAUUUUCCGGUGCUCCGAUCAAUCGAGGCAUGGGUGGUCACGGUGGUCUGAAUAUUCUCCCGCAAAAGCGAUGGAACGUCUACAACUACGAUAACCGCGAGAAAGUCCGCCGCGACGAGGAAGCCGCGGCUCGGGAUGAGCAACUCAAACGCGACGACGCUCGCAAGCGGGAUGCCGAGUUACGCCUCGAGAAGCUCCGGCAAGCGCGUGGAUUAGCCUCCGAUUUCGUCAACAAAGCCGCUGCACCUUCCUCCUCUUCCAAUUCCAAAUCCAAAUCCAAAUCCGAGGAGACGAGAUUGGAGAACGAUUCGAACCACAUCAAUUUGUUCGAAGGAAUUCGAAUUUUCGAUCCGAUUGAAGCUAAGCCUGAAUCUAAAGACCAAAGGCCUAUUAAGAAGGUGAAGAAGGAGCAGCCGCCUAGGGUUGUGACUGCCGAGGAUGAGAAGUAUAAACUAGGAUAUGGAAUUGUUGGGAAAGGAACGAAAUUACCUUGGUAUAUGGAAAAGCCGACCAAAAAAUCUGAUGAAAAGAGCGAUGAUGACGAUGACGACUUGCAGCCGGCUAAGAAGAAGAGCAAUGGGAAGAAGACGGUGGAGGAGUUGCGGAAAGAGAGGUUAGAGAGGGAGAAACGAGAGAAACAGAGAGAAAGAGCUCUGCUGAAGGAGAAAAGCGGCAGAGAUGGAGGGUUCUCACGAAGAUGAGGAUGAUUAGUGCGAAUUAGUUCUACUCUGUAUCUCUUUUAUAUACCAAUGGAUCAGAAAUGGAAAUUAAAGUUGGCAUCUUUGGAAGCAUGUUGGUUGUGUGCGCAAAUUGUGUACUGGCACUGGAUCUCAGUCCUUAACUGCGUUGAAAGGAUGAUAAUGAUGACCCUCUCGGAUUUACCUGUGUCGGGUUUGCUUGCAGCCAAAUAUUUCAGAGGAUUAUAGAGCCUUUGGUUGCUUCUUUUGUCUCACUUGACUGCCCAGUAAGAGUUCAUGCUGUUUCCUCUAGUAUGUUGCUGGUAACAGUGUAGCUAUUGUCUAUUGAAGCAUAUCCAAAAUGGCGUCCUUUGCAUUUUUAUGAUGUUUUUAAGGAACCUAAAUUGAUGUUUUUUAGACUUC
This is a messenger RNA of Ipomoea nil (Japanese morning glory), 1163 nucleotides long. Its product is annotated as leukocyte receptor cluster member 1 homolog. Lineage: Eukaryota; Viridiplantae; Streptophyta; Magnoliopsida; Solanales; Convolvulaceae. The transcript is spliced from 2 exons. The record is from RefSeq and is a predicted model, not a curated record. Bases 93 to 764 code for a protein of 223 amino acids.